Coffea eugenioides is the source of this 1361-nucleotide messenger RNA. RefSeq names its product protein SYM1-like. Lineage: Eukaryota; Viridiplantae; Streptophyta; Magnoliopsida; Gentianales; Rubiaceae. Bases 148 to 927 code for a protein of 259 amino acids. The transcript is spliced from 4 exons. The record is from RefSeq and is a predicted model, not a curated record. Gene Ontology annotation, cellular component: membrane; cytoplasm.
GUCACCAAAUUCACAUCAAACUUCCUAUGAACUCCCCUCUCGCUCGUACGUACGAAACCUCCUUAAAGUAGGCUCUAGUCGUCUUCUUCCAUCACUCAAAACCCCAAACACAAUCGAGGUUUCGGUUUUUAUGCGUUUGACAACAAGAUGAGAGCAGACUUCAUUAGACAUGGGCUUAAGUCCCACACCGCAAAAUCAGUGUGCAACAUAUGGAGGACGAAGUACUACUCUGUCUCGCACUCCGCCACCAAACCAUCAGAGCACUACCAUCAAAUUCAACACUCUAAACCUCAUUCCCGUUUCAGCCAUAAGGCCAAAGAACUCGGGCUCCCAGCUCCAGCCAUCGUUUCUUCGGCGUUGUCCACCUCUACGACGUCGUCUAAAUUCGGGCUUGUGAGUUGGUACUUGGGCAUGGUCAAGUCUCGACCUAUUAUUACCAAGAGCAUUACCUGUGCAUUUAUUUAUACUGCUGCUGAUUUAUCGUCUCAGACAAUUGUACGGCAAUCGUCAGAGCCAUAUGAUUUGGUAAGGACAUUGCGAAUGGCUGGAUAUGGGAUGAUAAUUUUAGGUCCUUCAUUACAUUUCUGGUUCAACUUUGUCUCAAGGGUUCUCCCAAAGCGUGAUCUCAUCACAACACUGCAAAAGAUUAUUUUGGGACAGGCUGUCUUUGGACCUACCAUGACGGUUAUUUUCUUCUCUGUAAAUGCUGCAUUACAAGGUGAAAGUGGUCCAGAGAUUGUUGCUCGAUUGAAGCGUGACUUGGUCCCUACCAUGAUCAGUGGUGUUAUGUAUUGGCCUGUUUGUGAUUUUGUGACAUUCAAGUUCAUUCCUGUUCAUUUACAGCCACUGGUAAGCAAUGGUUUUUCAUUCUUGUGGAAUAUUUACUUGACAUACAUGGCUAGUCAAGAAAAAGUAGGCACAGCUUGAUUGCAACUUUUCUGCUGGCUGAGACCCCCAUGAUACUUAUGUUGGGCUGGCGAAUCUUUGGUUGAUACGGGCAGUCGAGGUGAGAUUAUUCAAGGAGAAUGACAAACAAGUGCGACUUCAAAUGGUUUCUUGAUGUCCAGAAAACUUUAACCAGGAGGAUUAUGUAGGAUAAUUUUUUUUUUCAAAUGAGCAACAACCAUUUUUUAUUGAUGAUUUGACAAAGUUGGGAUGCUUAGGUUUUGUGUCAUCAUAUAGGCACCAAUUUUUGUGCCCCUGUAGCCAGAAAUUUCUCUUGCUUCUAUUAUGUACUUGGAGACGCUCAUAGUAGCGAAAGUUUUUGUCACAGUCGUGGCUUGGAUACUUGUAGACGGAUGUAAUUCAGCACAAAAUACUUUAUUCCUAAUUUGAUCCUUCAGUCCCACAAGUUGAUUCUA